Molecule: messenger RNA, 873 nt
Organism: Vespa crabro (European hornet)
Lineage: Eukaryota; Metazoa; Arthropoda; Insecta; Hymenoptera; Vespidae
Product: gustatory and pheromone receptor 32a-like
Exons: 8
Coding region: 1-873 (290 amino acids)
Biological process (GO): sensory perception of taste
Cellular component (GO): dendrite; membrane; neuronal cell body
Source: RefSeq, a predicted model, not a curated record
AUGCUUACAACUACCAUCGAUUCCCCGCAACAUAAAAGAGUACUCUGGAUAAGGAACAGGAACAGUAAUUCGCCAUUAUCCAUUAUUCAUCGAACGGAUAAACCAAGCAAAGAUGUUAUCACUAUUAAAAAAGCAAGGGAGAUACAUUUGGAAUUAAUCAACUUACCAUGUAAAGUUAGACGUUUCAUAUUGCAAAUGGAAAUUUGUACUCGAACUAUGCAUCAACUGAAUAUACCGAUGAAUUUGUCAAAAAUUAUAAAAACAAAAUUUUGUCAAUUAAACGAACUACUGAAAGGUACGCUUACAACUACCAUUGAUUCCCCGCAACAUAAAAGAGUACUCUGGAUGAGGAACAGGAACAGUAAUUCUCCAUUAUCCAUUAUUCAUCGAACGGAUAAACCGAGCAAAGACGUUAUCACUAUUAAAAAAGUCAAGGAGAUACAUUUAGAAUUGAUCAAAUGUGCUAGGAAUAUAAACGAUGCCUACGCCUUACAUAUGUUAUUCUCUAUAUCAACAGCUUUCUUUUUGAUCACUAGUACAGCUUACCAUAUAUAUUAUUACUUAUUAACUAAUUCGUACCGUACGAAUAAAUCAAAUUUCUUGAUUUAUUUAUUUUGGAUUUUUUACUUUGGAAUCAAGAUCAUCAUUAUAAGUCACGUAUGUGCAGAAACUGUAAUGGAGAUCCGUGACUUUACUCUACAACUUAUCCAAAAUCCACUGUCAUUUACAAUAUAUGGCCUUGUUGAUCUGGAUUAUACAUUGAUACGUACUGUCAUCGGUACUGUCACAACAUACCUUGUUAUUCUCAUUCAAGUUGGAAACGUACCACCAGAAUUUUCCGCUACAAAUUCAACGUUAUCAUCUAAUGAUUAA